GUCCGCCUACGAGGGCAACAUCGUAAUUCAAACACUGUUACACCUUAGAAACAAGAAGACAAAAAUGUUAGAGACGAAGCCUGAGCAAGCAAGCAUAUUUUCAUGGUUUCUUCAAUCCUUGACCGUGUUCAGCAUCUGAUAUCAUCAUUGUUGGCUGUCUUCCUUAGGGCUUCAGAGUAAUAAUGGGGAUCAAGCGCACAAGGAUUGGUCUUCAAAAUGAAAAUGGGGACAAACUUCCAGUCCCGCCAGGUUUUGCAUCUCUGACAUCCUUUAAGUUGAGGAAAGUAGAAAGUAGUGAACCCACCACUAAUUCCAUGGCCUCUGCAAGUGCAUCUAAAGGAAAUGCAAUCCAGAUGGAUAAUGCAAUUGAUGUUAAAUCAUUGAGAAGAUCUUUCUGUUGCAGACCAUGGAUACUUGACAACCAGAACAAUCACAAGCAAGAGGAAUCUGAUCCUGAGCAAGUUGUCAUGGAUCAUCCUUCAAGAAGAUGCCUUCCAAAAGGGGUUGCCCGUGGAUGCCCACAUUGUAGUAAUUGUCUGAAGGUAAUUGCUAGGUGGCGUCCUGAAGAUGCAAUAAAGGAUGUCCUUGAAGAGGCUCCCGUUUUUCAUCCAACUGAAGAGGAAUUUAAAGACACAUUGAAGUAUAUUGCAAGCAUACGUCCCAGAGUGGAGGCAUAUGGAAUUUGUCGUAUUGUUCCUCCUCCUUCAUGGCACCCCCCUUGCCUUAUCAAGGAAAAGAACAUUUGGGGAAAAUCUACUUUUGUUGCACAAAGUCAACGGAUAGAUGGACUUCAAAACCAAUAUGGACAGGGCCAAAUGGCUAGAACUUGUGAAAAUGGAAGCUGCAAGAGCAGCUUCAAGAUGGAUUUGGAUGAUCCUGAUGGUGUUGGAAGCUCUGACAUUGAAGGUUCUGAAUCUGAAACUGGUCCAGAAUUUACUCUUGAAACUUUCAAGAAAUAUGCUGACAAUUUCAAGAGUCAAUACUUUUGUGCUAGAAGCAAGGUUGUGGUUUCAGAAGUGGAUCCCACUCUGCAUCAAGAGAGCUGGGAGCCAUCAUUGGAUAAUAUUGAGGGUGAGUAUAGACGAAUUAUUGAUAAUCCUACUGAAGAAAUUGAGGUACUUUAUGGAGGAGACCUAGACAGUGGAGUUUUUGGCAGCGGAUUUCCUACCAAAUCCAUUUUCACAAAAAUAUCUGAUUGUGAUGAAUACUUGAACUCAGGCUGGAACUUAAAUAAUACACCAAGGCUUCCCCGUUCUCUUCUUUCAUCUGAAAGCUUUAACACUUCUGGUCUUCUUGUGCCUCAAAUAAGAAUAGGAAUGUGCUUCUCAAAAUUUUGUUGGUUGAUUUUUGAAAGACAGAAAGUUGAAGAGCACCACUUGUACUCACUCUGUUACAUGCAUCUGGGUGCCCCUAAAAUAUGGUAUGGCAUCCCAGGGAGGUAUAAUGUUAAGUUUAAGGCUCUUCUGAAGAAACAGCUUCCAGAUAUGUUAGCGGAACAACCUAAAUUGCGGGAUAGGCUGGCCGAUAAACUAUACCCAUCUACAUUGAAGUCUGAGGAUAUACCUGUUUAUCGUUGCAUUCAGUAUCCUGGGGAGUUUGUUCUUGUCCUUCCAGGAGCAUAUUAUUCUGGAUUUGAUUGUGGGUUUAAUUGUGUUGAAGCAGUAAAUGUUGCUCCACUUGAGUGGUUGCCAUAUGGGCAGAAUGUUGUAGAACUCUACUGUGAACAGGGGAGAAAGACAUCCAUUUCCCAUGAUAAGUUAUUGUUGGGUGCAGUUAGGGAAGCUGUUAGGGCACAGUGGGAAAUUUCACUGUUGAAGAAGAAUACUACAGAUAAUCUAAGAUGGAAAGAUGCAUGUGGAAACGAUGGUAUCCUAGCAAAAGCGCUCAAGUCACGAAUCAAGCUGGAAGGCAAUAGAAGGAAUUACCUUUGCAACUCUUUGCAAUCACAGAGGAUGGACAAAAAUUUUGAUGCAACAAGCAAAAGAGAAUGCAGUAUAUGUUUCUAUGAUUUGCACCUAUCUGCAGUGCGGUGCCAAUGUUCUGCAGACAGAUACUCAUGUCUUAAUCAUUCGAAGCAGCUAUGUUCCUGUGCUUGGAGUGAAAAGAUCUUUCUAUUCCGUUAUGAAAUCAGCGAGUUAAAUACUCUUGUUGAAGCCUUGGAAGGAAAACUAAUUGCAGUCUACAGAUGUGCUAGAGAGAUUUUUAAAAUAUCACUGUACUGCACCAUCUCUGAAGAUAGUUCGCAAGCAACGAGGGGCAUUGGUGGUCUAGAUUCUCACAUAAAAGAAUCACGAGAGAGAGAGCCCAAGUCCCAACAACAUACAGCAACAUCCAGGAGUACUGUUUCAAGCAUAAGGGAAGAACUAAAGACGCGCCUGCUCCAAUCAAGAUCCUUGAAUGUACAAAAGCCGAAGCAGAACACAACAGCAUCUGCAUUUGUUACAAGUGCUGCUGCGAAUGAUUCAUUUUUAACAUCGACAUCUGGAAGUACAAGUGUCUCAAGUUCCUCAGAGUCAGGGACAUUCAGUAAUUGCAAAUAGCUUGACAAAAAUGAUAGUUUUUUUUUUCCCCCAUCUCAAAUGUUUCUGCAUAUCAUCCUUAAAAAAAGAAUUACAAGGUUUAGCUACCUGCUUCAAGUUCAAGUUAUGAAGUGGUUUCACUAAACAAAAUGGCUUAUGAGUUUGUUGGUAUAUACAGAGAAAUCAGAUUGGUCUAUUAACAAUUGUGAAUUAGUAGUAUAACAGUUUCGAGUUCGUACUAAAAUUGAGAAAUUAAUGUUGUAUGCUUAGUUUCUUUUCACAA
This is a messenger RNA of Hevea brasiliensis (rubber tree), 2802 nucleotides long. RefSeq names its product putative lysine-specific demethylase JMJ16. The record is from RefSeq and is a predicted model, not a curated record. The coding region runs from base 183 to 2540 and encodes 785 amino acids. Gene Ontology annotation, molecular function: histone H3K4me/H3K4me2/H3K4me3 demethylase activity. NCBI's taxonomy places the organism in Eukaryota, Viridiplantae, Streptophyta, Magnoliopsida, Malpighiales, Euphorbiaceae. Gene Ontology annotation, cellular component: nucleus. Gene Ontology annotation, biological process: chromatin remodeling. The transcript is spliced from 9 exons.